Lagopus muta (rock ptarmigan) is the source of this 2233-nucleotide messenger RNA. It is a transcript of the gene TFB1M, whose product is annotated as transcription factor B1, mitochondrial. Gene Ontology annotation, biological process: rRNA methylation; transcription initiation at mitochondrial promoter. Gene Ontology annotation, molecular function: mitochondrial transcription factor activity; rRNA (adenine-N6,N6-)-dimethyltransferase activity. The record is from RefSeq and is a predicted model, not a curated record. NCBI's taxonomy places the organism in Eukaryota, Metazoa, Chordata, Aves, Galliformes, Phasianidae. The coding region runs from base 10 to 1062 and encodes 350 amino acids. Gene Ontology annotation, cellular component: mitochondrial matrix. The transcript is spliced from 7 exons.
UUCCGUCCGAUGGCUGCUGCAGGAAAGGCUGCUUCUUUCCAUCUGCCUCCUCUGCCAACGGUGGGGGAGAUCAUUAAGCUUUUUCGUCUUCGAGCACAGAAAGAACUUUCCCAGAAUUUUUUGCUGGACUUACGAUUGACAGACAAGAUAGUGAGACAAGCUGGCAAGCUGAAAAAUGCUUAUGUCUGCGAAGUGGGCCCUGGGCCAGGAGGAAUUACCAGGUCUAUUCUCAAUGCCGGUGUUCAACAACUCCUCUUGGUUGAAAAAGAUACUCGAUUUAUUCCAGGAUUGCAGAUGCUGUCUGAAGCAGCUCCAGGAAAAGUACGCAUUGUUCACGGAGAUAUUCUGACAUAUAAGAUGGAGAAGGCUUUUCCAAAUCACUUAAAGAAGAACUGGGAGGAUGAGCCACCAAAUAUUCAUAUCGUUGGAAAUCUACCCUUCAGUGUUUCAACUCCUCUAAUCAUCAAAUGGCUUGAAAAUGUUUCUAAAAGAGAUGGACCUUUUAUUUAUGGAAGGACGCAGAUGACACUGACUUUUCAGAAGGAAGUUGCAGAGAGGCUUACUGCUAAUACAGGAGGCAAGCAACGUAGCAGACUGUCCAUCAUGUCUCAGCAUCUCUGCACUGUUGAGAACUGUUUUGUAAUACCAGGCCAAGCCUUUGUUCCAAAGCCAGAUGUGGAUGUGGCAGUGGUGCAUUUCACUCCAUUGGUGCAACCAAAGAUACAGCAGCCGUUUGAGCUAGUAGAAAAAGUGGUUAAAAGUGUUUUUCAAUUCAGAAGAAAAUACUGCUGCCGCGGAGUCGAGAUCUUGUUUCCCGAAAGAGAACGUUUGAAAAAAACAGAACAGUUGAUGAUGGCAGCAGAUGUUGAUCCAACUCUGCGUCCUGUUCAGCUCACUAUGUCGCACUUUAGAAGUCUGUGCAAUGCGUACAGGAAAAUGUGUGAUGAAGACCCAAACCUUUUUGCAUACAAUUACAGAGAAGAGCUAAGACAGAAGAAGAGGAAGCGUUCCCCUGAAAGUACAAACCAGCUAGAAGAGACUGUAGAGGAAAAUCAUCUGUAACUGCAGCAGACUGAACUGAGAUUUAACUUCUUGAUCUAGAGGUGUUGAUUUAUGUAUUCUUACAUCUCUUCAGGUAUGGAAGAAAUAACUUUUGAAAAAAUGGUGAAGGAGGCUUUCCUAUUUUAUUUGUUCAGUUCAGCUGUAGACAAAAGUUUAGGACAGUCCACUUACAAUGUGCCUACUGGUUCUUCUCGUUUCCAAGGACAGAACACACACCCAGAACAAGGUAUGUUGUGAGAUACGUAAUUAGAUUGAAAUAAUACAUUUUGUAUGAACGUGAGUGCGUUACUGCAACAUAAAAACUCUUUUCAUACUUGCAGCAUGUAAGAUGUUGUCUGAGGUCUUAUGCCCUUUUUAUCUGGGAAAAUCCUCUGUGCAGAGUAAUUUAAAAAUCAAAAGCCUCAUAUAAAUAUACUCAAGUGACUGGCUUAUAGGAGGAUAAAGUGCACAGAUUGCCUCAAGGUCUGCUAAUACUCUUUCUCAUAUAUACAAAAGCAAAGAACUUGGGAGUUUAAGAGAACAGCAGCACGAUAAAAAGUAGAAAACAUAUCUAAGUACAAUACUUAUUUGUCUUUUACUGUACAGGCUGGUAGAGAAAAUAAAAAAUACAGUCAAAUAAAAGAUUACAGGCCAAGCUUUGAUUUUAUAUUUACACAUAUAUAUAUAAAGUAUAAACAGCAUCUUGAAACAUACAAAAAUGCAAUUUCUGCACUGUUGUGCACUAAAGCACAUUCAAAUAACUUAAUUCUGCUUUAAAUAAAGCAAAAAUGAAAACCAAAGAAAAUAAAUGCCCAUAGUAUUGAAAAAUUCAUUUUGUUAUACUACUUUCCACUGCAUUUACUUCUGCCACUCACUAGCACCUUUUCCACAUAACUUAACUUAAAAGUACUAACAAGGCCACCCUUUCCCUCCCCAAGAAUAAUACUACAUAAUCCCAAUAAGCGUUUGAAAGGGAUGAACUAAUUUACAGACCUUGGCAAACUUAAUCUAUUUUUGAUCCACAAUAAAUUAAAAUAACUUAAAAAUCCUUUACAGCUGUAUUUGUGGAAAAACUGUACUAGUGCUGAAAAUCAGAUAGUAGUUUUGCUGUGGCUUCCAUGAAUUUACUGAUUUUAAAGCAAAAUAAGUUUGUUGAAUUUUAUGUGGACUUCAAAUUAACAUUUUGUAUAGA